This is a messenger RNA of Octodon degus (degu), 2137 nucleotides long. RefSeq names its product neuronal regeneration related protein (gene Nrep). Gene Ontology annotation, cellular component: cytoplasm; nucleus. Bases 306 to 512 code for a protein of 68 amino acids. NCBI's taxonomy places the organism in Eukaryota, Metazoa, Chordata, Mammalia, Rodentia, Octodontidae. Gene Ontology annotation, biological process: axon regeneration; regulation of neuron differentiation; regulation of transforming growth factor beta receptor signaling pathway. The transcript has 4 exons. The record is from RefSeq and is a predicted model, not a curated record.
AGACACAGGCACACUCGGAGAGAGCGCGCAAGGCAGGGAAGCCUUCCCCUCCUUCUUUUCCGAGGCUGCACUUCUUGGAAGUGGAGCCGGCUUGGGUUUUGUUUCCUUCCCCCUCCCCCCUCUUCCUCCACCCCUUUCCCCUCCCCCUUCCCCAGCUGUCUUUCUAGCAUGAUGCCCUUUUUCAUCCACAUUUGUGUUUCAGGUGUAGAGAGGAGAGAGUGAGCAGGGCGCGGGGCUUUUGUCUGUUGAUCUCCCUGGACUGAAGAGAGGGAGAGGGAAAGCCCAAGACCAUUAAGAUUCUCAAAAUGGUUCACUUCACGGAACUCCUUGUCUGGGUCAGGCAAGAACCAUUUCCAGACAAGGAAAUGGAGGGAAGGCUUCCUAAGGGAAGCCUUCCUGUCCCAAAGGAGGUGAACCGCAAGAAGAAUGAGGAGACCGAGGCUGCCUCCCUGACUCCACUGGGAAGCAGUGAGCUCCGCACCCCAAGCAUCAGUUACCUCUACUCUUUUUAAUCGUAACACCUCCAUUUGUAUUACAUCUGGUGUAUGGGUAUUGAUGAGGUCAUGGUAUCAUAUAUGGGAUUUUUUUCUGUGUAAAUCAUCAAGUAUAAGAAGAAACUAUGGGACUCUGAGCCCUGCUUUAGAGAAUUUACAGUGGACAAAUAGGUAUCAUCAAACCAGUUUUUGAUCAUUCUGACUCAAGUGAAACCGCUCAGAAUUUCACACUGUGAAUCCACGUUUACAAUCCCUACAGGUGGGCCUUCAGGCCUGGUUCGCUACAACAAUGUCUUCCACAACUCCAACUCCCGCCGCGCUCAUAUGACCGGUCCACUCCUGCCUUUCAUUCUCACAGCUCCCGACUGCUUCUUGCAGAGGCUGAGAGUCCCCCCAUUUUUUUUUUCAUUUAGAUGUAACAAGCCUAGUAGCUUAUGUUCAUCAAUUGUCUGUAUAUCUCUAUAUUUUAUCCAUGUACUCUUUUUGAUGUAUAGAAGUAGUUUGAAACUCAUUGUUUCCUUGUGGUAAGUGACCGAGAUGCUGCCACAGGACCUGAGACACUGAUGAAUGGUGCUAUUUUGGACUUUCAACAUGCUCCUUGGCGAGGUAGCUCUGAUGGAGUUAUUUUUUAUUUCCAUGUUCUAAGAAGGUGUUGGUACUCUGUUUCCCUGAAUGUUACUCUCUAGACUGGAUUGACUUGUUUUCCUUGUGUCUUCAGUGUGGCUUUCUUCCUCAGUGUUGUAGGAUGAACAUGAAUGAAUGCUACCAAGAGUGGGAGAGACUGUCGUCUCGUUGGCUGGCACUCACGGACGUGCAGUCAGGGUAGCGGGAGCAAUCGCAAAACUGUAAUCUACUUACCAAAUCUCUUCCUUUCUGUAGCCUCGCCUGCCUGACCUAGAGAAAGAAAAGCAAUAAUUUAACAGGCAUUUUGAGGUGUCUCUUUGGAUUCUUUUUGCUUGACCAGAUAUUUGGGGGAAAAGGGCCCACUCUUUUUAAACAAAUACCCUGUAGAAAAAGCUCCCAAAUGCUGGCAUUUGAGUAGGGAAAAUGAAAAUUACACCUUUUCCAAAAAUUAAGUUGGAAAAGUAUCUUUACAAAAAUAAUAAUAAAAAUAAUAAUUAAGGCAGAGCACUUUAUGGGGCAGUUUUGACAAGCAAGGUAUAGAUUUUACAUUUUUGUCCUUGCUCCCAAUGAAGUGGAUAAAAAAAAAUAAACCAGAUAAUACCAUCUACUCAUGGAAUGUUGUUGUGUUAGCCAGUCUGAAAGCCCACCUUAAUUUUUAUAUAACUGUCUUUUAGCUCUUCCUUUGACAGGGCAGGUCUUGUUCUGAACUGUUCUGCUUCUGACUGUUAAACACCGGUGACGCAUGCGCUGCACUUCUUCUCUCUCGUUUCCCCAUGGGCCUGAGUUUCCUGUGCAUUCCUCCCAACCCCUUCCUUUCGUAGAAUAGGUAUAUCAGCUGUGUAAAUAGAGCAAGAAAACAGUAUUCUGCAUCUGUGGCAUUUAUGUAGAGUUGCAGUUGUGUGCUGCUGAAAGUGCAGGCUUUUGUAACAAUGUGAUCUUUACUGAUGCACUCAUAAGUACCCAAUGUAUUUUAGCUAUUUUAGUAGUAUUUGUUCAAUAAAUAUGCAAGUUGUAAGGUA